AUGCCGAAGAGAAGAGAUAUUCUAGCCAUUGUGUUGAUCGUGUUACCCUGGACUCUGCUCAUCACUGUUUGGCACCAAAGCGCUAUUGCUCCUCUACUCGCCAUUCACAAGGAUAAUGGUGGUGAGGGAAAGAAGGAGGCAGGUGGCCAGGCGCAGGACUCCAAGGAAUACUGUACCUCGGAUAAGGACAUUGUGGAGGUUGUGAGGACAGAGUAUGUGUACACGCGACCGCCACCCUGGUCCGAUGUGCUUCCGACCAUCCACAUCAUCACCCCCACGUACAGCCGGCCAGUGCAGAAGGCUGAGUUGACACGGCUGGCCAACACUUUCCUCCACGUGCCCAACCUGCACUGGAUUCUGGUAGAGGACUCCCAGAGACGAACGGCUCUGGUCACGCGGCUCCUCCGGGAAACGGGGCUCAACUACACCCACCUCAAUGUGGAGACACCCCGGAACUAUAAGCUGCGGGGUGAUACUCGGGACCCCCGUAUCCCAAGAGGCACCAUGCAGAGAAAUCUCGCCUUGCGCUGGCUGAGGGAGACCAUCAAUGCCAACAGCAGCCAGGCGGGGAUCGUCUAUUUUGCUGAUGAUGACAACACAUACAGCCUGGAGCUGUUUGAGGAGAUGAGAUCAACGCGGAAGGUCUCCGUGUGGCCUGUGGCCUUUGUGGGUGGUUUGCGCUACGAGUCACCCAAGGUCAACGCAGCUGGAAAGGUCUAUGGCUGGAAGACGGUGUUCGACCCCCACAGACCCUUUGCCAUUGACAUGGCCGGCUUUGCCAUCAAUUUGAGGCUGAUUCUCUUUAAGCCACAGGCCUACUUUAAGCUACGGGGGGUCAAGGGGGGCUACCAGGAAAGCAGUUUGCUCCGGGAGCUUGUCACACUGAAUGAUCUAGAGCCGAAAGCCGCAAAUUGCACUAAGAUACUCGUUUGGCACACGAGAACUGAAAAACCCGUCCUUGUUAACGAGGGAAAGAAAGGAUUCACAGACCCCAAUGUGGAGAUUUGA
Messenger RNA from Lampris incognitus (smalleye Pacific opah), 1008 nucleotides. It is a transcript of the gene b3gat1a, whose product is annotated as beta-1,3-glucuronyltransferase 1 (glucuronosyltransferase P) a. Bases 1 to 1008 code for a protein of 335 amino acids. Gene Ontology annotation, molecular function: galactosylgalactosylxylosylprotein 3-beta-glucuronosyltransferase activity. Gene Ontology annotation, biological process: carbohydrate metabolic process; chondroitin sulfate proteoglycan biosynthetic process. NCBI's taxonomy places the organism in Eukaryota, Metazoa, Chordata, Actinopteri, Lampriformes, Lampridae. The transcript has 4 exons. Gene Ontology annotation, cellular component: Golgi membrane. The record is from RefSeq and is a predicted model, not a curated record.